Molecule: messenger RNA, 4136 nt
Organism: Chelonoidis abingdonii (Abingdon island giant tortoise)
Lineage: Eukaryota; Metazoa; Chordata; Testudines; Testudinidae
Gene: NTN3
Product: netrin 3
Biological process (GO): animal organ morphogenesis; dendrite development; motor neuron axon guidance
Cellular component (GO): basement membrane
Molecular function (GO): protein binding
Source: RefSeq, a predicted model, not a curated record
UCACACACACACACACACCUCCCUGCAUGUGAUUAAAUGUCUUGAAAUCUGCUUCUGAUUUCCUCGGGGAGUUGACUUUUCCCUUCUUUUCAACCCCUGGAUUUAUUGAAACCUUUUUACUCCGCUUCAAGGCAGCAGCUGGGGCUCAGUUUCUUCCCUCUUGCCUAUGUUUUUUCCUCUCUUCCCUUUUUCUCUCGUCCCUCCCCGCAGCAGUUCAGUGAGAUCCAGGAGAAAGGAGGAGUGCAGCAGCUGAGAGAACCCUGAGAAGCGGCCAAGGGACUCGAGGACCAGGCGAGGGGCUGCUGCAGACCACACCGUGCGGGGGCUUGGCUUUGCUUUACCCCCACCCACGAGAUAAAUAAACAAAAAUCUUACCCCCGCGUCUGUGUGAAAGGGCUUUGGCGUCUGGAAUUACACCCCUUCGGCUGCAUCACUGCUGGGACCCGCGCGCUACCAGGAACCGUCUACCUGCCGGGCUCCUAGGAGGAUUUGGCUUGUGUGUCUUGGAGAGAGCUUGUCCGGCGGGGAUGGAUCUCUUGCACCUCUUACAGCUGCUGCUUACCGCCUGUGUGUUCGGCCUGUCCCAGACAAUCAACCCCUUUGUGGUGCAGCAAACUGCAUCUGACCCUUGCUAUGAUGAGAACAGCGCCCCCCGGCGAUGCAUCCCCGAGUUUGUCAAUGCUGCCUUUGGGAAGGAAGUGCAGGCCUCCAGCACAUGUGGGAAGCCUCCCACUCGCCACUGCGAUGCCUCAGACCCCCGCAAAGCCCACCCGGCAUCUUACCUCACGGACCUCAACACUGCCUCCAACAUGACGUGCUGGCGCUCUGAGAUCCUGCACCUUUCCCCUCAGAAUGUCACACUCACCCUCUCCCUGGCCAAGAAGUUUGAGGUGAUUUAUGUUAGCCUGCAGUUCUGCUCGGCCCGACCUGAGUCAGCGGCCAUUUUAAAAUCUAUGGAUUAUGGCAAGACCUGGGUGCCUUACCAGUACUACUCCUCCCAGUGCCGGAAGAUCUACGGCAAGCCCAACAAAGCCACCGUCACCAAGCAAAAUGAGCAGGAGGCGCUGUGCACCGAUGGCCACACAGAUCUGUACCCGCUCACUGGGGGCCUCAUUGCCUUCAGCACGCUGGACGGCCGGCCCUCCGCCCAAGACUUCGACAACAGCCCAGUGCUCCAGGACUGGGUGACAGCUACAGACAUCCGGGUCAUUUUCAGCCGCCCCCAUUUGUUCCGGGAGCUGGGGGGCCGGGACAAUGAGGAGGACGAUGGCGGGACCGGCUCGUCUUCAUACUACUAUGCUGUGGGUGAGUUCCAGGUCGGGGGGCGGUGCAAGUGCAAUGGGCACGCCUCCCGCUGCAUGAAGGACAAGGAGGGCAAGCUGGUGUGUGACUGCAAGCACAACACCGAGGGCCCUGAAUGCGACCGCUGCAAACCCUUCCAUUAUGACCGCCCGUGGCAGAGGGCCAACGCCAGGGAGGCCAACGAGUGUCUAGCCUGCAACUGUAACCUGCAUGCCCGGCGCUGCCGCUUCAACAUGGAGCUGUACAAACUCUCAGGCAGGAAGAGCGGAGGUGUCUGCCUCAAUUGUCGCCACAACACGGCCGGCCGACACUGCCAUUACUGCAAAGAGGGGUUCUACAGGGACAUGAGCAAAUCCAUCACGGACCGCAAGGCCUGCAAAGCUUGUGACUGCCACCCUGUUGGUGCAGCCGGUAAAACCUGCAACCAGACUACCGGGCAGUGCCCAUGCAAAGAUGGUGUGACAGGGCUCACCUGCAAUCGCUGUGCCAAGGGCUACCAGCAGAGCCGGUCACCUGUGGCUCCCUGCAUCAAGAUUCCUGCCAUCAACCCAACCUCCGUGGUCACCAGCACAGAAGAGCCGGCAGACUGUGAUUCAUACUGCAAGCCAGCCAAAGGCAACUACAAGAUUAAUAUGAAAAAAUACUGCAAAAAGGAUUAUGUUGUCCAAGUGAAUGUCUUAGACAUGGAGACAGUGGCCAACUGGGCUAAGUUCACUGUCAACGUACUCUCGGUCUACAAGUGCCGUGACGAGCGCGUGAAGCGUGGUGAUAACUUCCUGUGGAUCCACAUGAAAGACCUGGCCUGCAAGUGCCCCAAGAUCCAAAUCAGCAGAAAAUACCUUGUCAUGGGGAUCAGCGAAAACCCCACUGACCGGCCAGGACUUAUGGCCGACAAGAACAGCCUGGUCAUCCAAUGGCGGGAUGCCUGGACCCGGCGCCUGCGGAAACUGCAGCGUCGGGAGAAGAAGGGGAAGUGUUUGAAACCAUGAUGGGUUUUGUGUCUGUCCCUUACUAAAGUCCCUGCCCUAUGCGCAUUCUUCAGACUGUUCCCCAGAGACUCUGUAUAUAUAUAUAUAUAUAUAGCGUGAACAGACUCUCCUGUCUAUAGUGUAUAUUUGCGAUGAGUUCCUUUGUGUGCGUGAAGGCCCGGGUGUGCCUGGGGGUGUGUGUGUCCUUAAUGUUGAUUAAAAGUAACACAGUAAAGACGAGCCUUUAAAGAGGAGUGAAGUGGAGGAUGAGCCCAGUGUUGCUAGGUCUGAAGUUGCUCAGAGGACAUAAGCAAAAGGCCUGUCCAUCACGGCCCCUCUCCUGUGGGCAUCUCAUUGUUUCUGAUUUCUCUUGCCUUUCGGUGGUAAGCUCCAUGGCCUGCCUGCUCCCAGUGUCCGAGCACAAGUCCUCAGCUCUUCGCUCAGCCACAGUAUACCUGGGUGUGGACUAGUCUAAGCUCUUCAGUCCCCUUCCCAUCCAUAGCAACUGAGACUGGCCUGGUGUCAGUUCAUGGAUUAUAAGGCCAAAAGAGACCACUGUGAUCAUCUUGUUUGCCCUCCUGUAUAGCACAGGCCAGGAACUUCCCUGGUUUAGUUUCCCCAUUCCCAUCUUCUAACCUAUAUACUGGUAUAGGGGAGGAGUGAGUGCAUGGCUUGCUAAUGGAUUUCCAUAUGCAUACAGUAUGAGGAGAUUCCAGCCCUGAGUUCCAUGAAAAACCAAAGGGUCUGAUUUGCCAGUUACAUCAUGUCUAUGCUGAUACAUCACCAUUGAUUUCACUGGUAUGACACUGGCAUGACAGUGAGAAUCAGACCCUUUGGAUUUAUUCAGCCACUGCUGCCAUGCACCAGCCCCCACCUGCAGACUGGUCUUAGCCAAGGUCACUGCCACAGGCAUCUUAUAUCCCCUCAGAAAAUGUGUAUGUUUGUGGGGGCAGAGCCUCAGCUGGUGUAAAUCAGCCAAUUUGCAUCAGCUGAGGAUCUGACUUGACAUGCAUAAUUCAGCAGUGGGCCUGAUUCUGCCCUGCUUUUCACCCAGUGUCGUUAUUUUCUUCUGGGCCAAAGGACUGUGAAAAGCUGCCAUUCGGACUUGGACAAUGUUUUGCAGAGGUGUAAAUGGAGGCACAAGGUGAAAUCCCAGGACGAUUGAGUCCUUGGAGUGUUUUUAUGCUUCCCCAGCCCUCUGAGUCUCAAGGGGACAGGGUUGAUAAAGCAAAGCUAAUGCACUGGUGGUUAUGGUGAAAAGCUCUAGUUCACCAGGGCAAGGGAAUUGUAGUCCCGUGACACAGGCACAUUCCAAAUGGGCACAGAGUGGGCCUGGGUGACUGUUGGAUUGGAUCUACUCAGAGGGCAGGAAAUGGUGCAGCAAGAUAACGGAGCAGCCUGGAAACAGAGUGUGGUGGGAUGAUCCUUGUAAACCAAUUGCCAUGGGCACCUGUAGCUCAGGGAGGUGUUACGCUGUAGAGCAGUUUAAGACUGAGGCUUGUUGGCAGAGCUAUGUGAGGCCCCAGGCCUGACACAGGGGCCAUUGCAGGUUAAGAUACUGGCAGAAUUGUGUUUGAGCUCAGGAAUGGAAGAGAGUGUUUUGAGGCCAGACUGAAGUAACCUGUAUGGUGAUCAGGACUGAACACCAGGAGGUGCUUUGGGGCAUGAUUAAGGUACAUUAGCAGACCUGGCUGAAGGCCCAGAAUUGGCUUGCAAAGCUUUUUGAGGUCAGAAAUGUCAUGCACUGAAGGCCCAUGAAAGCUGGCAGAACAAGGGGUUGCUGAAAAUCAAAACUGCAGAGCUGUGGGAGGACCAGAGACAGGCUAGCACAGGGGUUCUCACCCUCGGGGUCAGGACCCCGCAGGG